UAUAUAUUCUCGAAAAAUUCCCAAACCCUCCAAAACCCCUAAAACCAAAAAUCUCUCAAUUCUUCCGUUUCCCUCUGAAAUAUUAAAAAUUGUUAUUGUUCUAUUUUCAUCAAUUCAAAUUUUAAUUCUUCAGAUCUCUGAUUCAAUUCAUGGACUCGCCUUCCCUGGAGGAUCACGCUCGAAUCGCUAUUGCCGGAGAGACGUCUAUUAGAAGGGACACUUUUACAGAACAGCCUCUUUCGCCCAAAGAUGAAAGGAUUGUUUCAGCAAAUCCUUCUCCGGAUGCAGCCAUCAUAGGGCCAUCAAGAGAUGUUACAGACCAACCACAAUCUUCUGAUGCUGGUGGAGAUCUUAGUAUUCUACCUCCGCACAAUACUUAUGCUUCACAUGAACAGAUGUUAUCAUAUGGCAGUUAUGGCAAUAGUGCCAGUGCUUGGGAUGGAUAUCCUCAGUAUCUUAAUGCUGCUGAUGGCAUGCAUAUAUCUCCGGUUGUCUACAAUGAUAAUCCCUCUCUCAUGUUUCAUUCUGGUUAUGGCUUCAAUCCUGAGAUGGCAUAUGGGCAGUAUUCUCCAGUUGCUACACCUUUGCCUUCUAUAAUGCUAGAAAGCCCGUUAUACUCUCCGAAGCAGAUCCCAUUUUCACCAUCUUUCUAUCCACAACAUGCUCCUCCCAAUGUGCCUUCAUCAGUUCCUGUUUCUUCAUCUGAGCUCAUGACAUCAGAUUGUAAUACUGAUAACUCGCGUUUUGGGCCAGGAUCUGGUUACUUGGUACAGUUUGGAUCGUUUGGUGGAGGGAACAUGUCUGGGAUACCUGGCUCUGGCCCAUUAACAUCCCCAGCAGUAUAUCCUCAACCAAUGGGCAUACUUGGGCCAUAUGAACACCAUAUGCAACAGAUUUCUCAACAAAGAUUGCAUGGAUAUGGACUAACAUCAACUUCCUCUGUUGGACGCUACCAGCAUGGUGGCUCUUUUCAGAGCUCCAAUAUUGGCAGUGGUUCUGUUUCUUAUCCGGGGGUUUAUGAUCGGGUGCAGCUUUCUCUUGAUAAGGGUAGAAGAAGAGAGAGGGAUCAGGAUUCAGUUUACACUUCUAAUGAUUCUUUUAGUUUUGACCGUAAUCGAGGACCAAGGGCUUCAAAGAUUAAGGGCAAGACGACUGAACAGAGCUCUCAAUUUGGUAAUGGCAAAGAUGAUUCAUCUAGCUCUCAAUUUCAGCUAGAUUUGUACAAUAGGCCAGAUUUUGUCUCUGAUUAUGAGAAUGCCAAGUUCUUUGUAAUAAAAUCUUUCAGUGAAGACAAUGUCCAUAAAAGCAUUAAGUACAGUGUGUGGGCCAGCACGCCGCAUGGAAAUAAAAAACUAGAUGCUGCAUAUCACGAGGCAAAGGAGAAUGGAAGCAACUGUCCGGUCUUUCUGUUGUUUUCGGUCAAUGCUAGUGGGCAGUUCUGCGGGGUAGCUCAAAUGGUUGGACCUGUCGAUUUUGACAAAGAUGCUGAUUACUGGCAACAAGACAGAUGGAGUGGUCAGUUCCCAGUUCAGUGGCAUAUUAUCAAAGAUGUUCCUAACCGUCAAUUCCGACACAUACUACUAAAAAAUAAUGAUAACAAGCCUGUCACUCAUAGUCGGGAUGCUCAGGAGGUGAAACUGGAACAAGGUAUUGAAAUGUUGAGAAUUUUCAAGGAACACUCUGUGCACACAUCUAUUCUAGAUGAUUUUGGUUUUUACAAUCAGCGGGAGAAAGCUUUAAAGGAAAGGAGGGCCAAACAAGCAGCAAAUCUGACUGCAGAUACUUCAUGUCUACUUGCUGAUGAUACUGUAAAUCAAAUAUCUGGUAGUUUUGCCCAAAAUCUCCACUUGGAAGAUGGUAGUAAAGAAACAUCAGCAAUGGUAGCGAAUUGUAGCUCAACUCCUGAUUGUGGAGUUUAAUCUACUAAUGAUCUGAACACUGAGCUUUCAUUUGUUGAGAAUUCCAUUAGUCAUAGCUUGUCAAAAACUUUGAAUUUAGAAGAGGGCAACAAGGUUCUGGCUCCCGCUUUGGAUGGUAAGCACGAGGGUUAAGGCUGUCGAUAAGCGGACCACAGGUUGUAUUAACAGAGUGGAGUUGGCUUGUAGUUGAUGCUUCUGUGCCAGAUGUUGGGAGGUUGGUCAGGCCAGGAAGUCAACAGUUUUAGUAUCUCACUAAUUUGGUAUUAAAUGUUUGAUUUUCUUUGGAUUUCUUUUUCGGAUGCUAAAACUGGCUGCAGAAUGUGGGGGUAGAUUGCAUACUAUUGUGCUUGAUGCCUAAUUUGGAUGUAAUUUUAGGUUCUGUAGUUUUCUCAGGACUCUUGGCUAGUGGAAAAGAUUUGUAGAGUUGCCCCCUUUUUGGGUAACAAAAUUAUAAUAAUUAAAAGGAGAAAAAUUGCAAAAA
Hevea brasiliensis (rubber tree) is the source of this 2400-nucleotide messenger RNA. Its product is annotated as YTH domain-containing protein ECT2. NCBI's taxonomy places the organism in Eukaryota, Viridiplantae, Streptophyta, Magnoliopsida, Malpighiales, Euphorbiaceae. Gene Ontology annotation, biological process: mRNA destabilization. The transcript is spliced from 8 exons. Gene Ontology annotation, molecular function: mRNA binding. The record is from RefSeq and is a predicted model, not a curated record. Bases 150 to 1919 code for a protein of 589 amino acids. Gene Ontology annotation, cellular component: cytoplasm.